GGUUCACCACCUAAAAAAAAAAUUAAAGGUUUCCCACGACUUCUCCUGAUUCUGAGCUUGUCACGAGGGGGAAUUGGGUGAGCUGUUUCUGGGCCGUCGUUGAGAGGAUUUCUCCUGCUUGCUUCCCGCAUUGGCAUUUUCCCUGUCCUGUGUCGCUUGUGGUUUGAAUAAGCAUCUUCCCCCUCGAGGGCGAUUUGCCUACCCACGCUCGUUAUCAACCGCCCCUGGUUUGCUUCACACGCUCCUUAUGAUCUUCGAAGGUCCAGCUCCAUGAAAGGAGCCACUGGCUUUGGUUGUCUUCUCUCAGACCACCCUCUGUUGUUUUGAUUCGUAGCAUACGAGAGCCGUCCUCCAACCGAUCGAUCGCCUCUACAGCCGACUCUGUCCAGCUGUUCGACGUCUCUUCCCUUACGAGCAUUGGACAUACAACACACUGUCUCUUCUAGAAAUUGCCAUAGAAUGUCUGAAACGCCGCAACCCAUUGCCGAGGGCAAUCAGCCCAAGGCUGUAAAAGACAAAAACUGCGAAUACUGCGGCCAGGCCUUCACCUCGUCAUCUCUCGGUCGACAUCUUGAUCUCUAUAUCAAGGACAAGAACCCCAAGCCACCGGAUGGCAUCCACGAUGUGGACGCUAUCCGGAAGCUCCGUGGCAACAUCACUCGGCGCCAACCCCGAGGUUCUUUAGGCGCUCGAAGAGACAAUUCAACCCCUGGCAGCACGCCGAAACCAACAGCAGGGAAGUUGGCGCCUGGACAAGACUCAGAUGGCUUCAAAUCCUCUUUAUCAAAAGAUGGGCAAUACGCCGCUGACUCAGCUGCUAACAAAUAUCCUUAUGCUGCUUCUUGGGAAGCUACUGGCGUAAUGAAUGACCUCUCUGGCAAAAAUGGUUGGGACGGCAGUGCUCCUCAAGAUGCUAACAAGCGCUCUGGCCUCUCGAGAAAUGUUAGCAAGCAGAUGGCACAGAAGGCCCAGUUCGACAUCAGACAAAAGCUGACAGAUGCAAUGGAUACUGCAAAGGCUGCUGAGCUGGCACUAAGGGAACUGGUAAGCUCUUGGCGGGCUGCAAAACAACAGGUUAAUGGCAACUCCACGCCUUUUGAUUUCGAUCCCCAUGCUCUGGACUUCCCGGCCCUUACUCUCCAAUGUCUCCAGCCGCCCCCUACAUUGUUCUCUUCAACCCAACACCCUACAUCCACAUCCUGGUCUGUACAGUCACCUGGUGAGCGUGAAUAUGUUGCACUUCAAGCAUUCUUCCAAGAAAAAUUCAAGACAUGGAAAAUUACAUGCGCUUCCGCUACGACCGCCGUAAUAGAAGAGAUGGCGUACCCUCCAGUGGGUGGACCGUAUAGAGAUGCGAGAGAAGCUGUAAAACAGGCCGAGCAAACGGCAGAGAGGCUUGAAAAUUCAGUCAAUGAACACCUACAGUCUGCGUAUGCAGUCUGGGAAGCUUUGUCUGCUCAACGAAGAAGUGACCUCUGGAUCCUGGAGCUGGCGCGGGGAGUGAGCCGCAAGCAUAAGGAAAUGGACAAGAUGAAAGAGCAGCAGCAUAGGCUCAAACAAGAGAACGCGAAUCUGAAAUCACACAUCGAUCAGCUUAAUCGGCUGCAACAGCCGAGAGAAUACAAGGUGCUCUCACCAUCCACCAUUCCUCUGGAUCGAGAUACCAUUGCGUAUGCCUAUGAGCAGAGUGUUAUGGGGAGUAAGCUUGUUGGCUAUGAGCUAGAGGAUCGGCAUCUGGACUUGAACGCCGUUGUAGCCAAGUCAAUAGAAAGAUGGAAGAGUGUCAUUGCAUCAACCCGCGUUGCAGCUAGCGGGAUGCCUGCGCAGCGACCUCUUGAGCAGACGGCAGCUCAGACCCCUGCAGGGAACAGCCAAAGUAGUUCAUCGGAGCCUCAGAGCGCGGUUCAAACACCACAGUUGACUCAGCCGCAACCAGUGCAGAUUGACAAGAGGCUUUCAAACGCAAGCUCAAACGGACCGGCAAGCGAACAGAGUGCACCCUCUGCCACUAAUACGGGGCCGCCGUCAGUCGAAGAAACGAGCGACCAAGAUGCCGAUGCCGAGAUGGAGGAUGAUGAUAGCUUUGCUAUGAUCCAAUCUCCUAUUAAGUCAACGCAUCCACCCAUACAGCAGCGAGCACAGCUUGAUGUUGCUCGAGCCCAAGCUCCUAUGGCCCAGCAACAGCAACAGCAACAACAACAACCACAGCAGCAGAUCCAACAAGCCCAGCAGCAGAUCCAACAACAGGUUCAACAACAGGUUCAACAACAGGUUCAGCAGCAGGUUCAACAGCAAGUCCAACAACAAGUCCAACAACAAGUCCACCAACAGGUUCAACAACAAGUACAGCAGCAGCAGGCUCAGCAGCACCAAGCCCAACAACGCAAUGCGACAGCGGAUAUGCGUUUCAUGAUGCAAAAUGGGGCCGGUAGCCCUGCGAGCAGAGCUGCUAUGGCUUCUAUGAACCGUUCUAUGCCGAAUAUGAACAUGGCAGCAAUGCAAGCUAAUGCAAUGCACGGCGGAGAUAUGAGCAUAGCAAUGCAGGGAGUCCGCGGCGAUAUGUAUUUGGAAUAACAAUGUCGACGGGAAAGAGACAUGGGAAGAGGGCGUAUUUUCGGACGGUUAAUAGAAAGGUCUUUUUUUUUUUUUUUUUUUUACACGGCUAUACACUGGUCGUCAUCG
Messenger RNA from Trichoderma asperellum CBS 433.97, 2682 nucleotides. RefSeq lists its product as uncharacterized. Gene Ontology annotation, cellular component: RNA N6-methyladenosine methyltransferase complex. Gene Ontology annotation, molecular function: RNA binding. NCBI's taxonomy places the organism in Eukaryota, Fungi, Ascomycota, Sordariomycetes, Hypocreales, Hypocreaceae. The record is from RefSeq and is a predicted model, not a curated record.